AGAUCAGUUAGAAUAAUGAAUGAAAUAAGGUUUGAUUUAUACUUUUCUUAUACAAUCGUCAUCAAUAUCGACGUUCGCAAGGGUGAUGAUCGUCACGAGAUGGUCAGAAGCAAUACCACACAAAUUACGCAAAUGCCGGUCUUUAACAGCACGUAUAAAUACGGAAGAUCACAGGGAGGAUCCUUAGUACUGUCCAAGGAGAUCGACACGAUAAGAAUAAUGUCUCGUACCGUCUGUAUAGUUUUACUCGUGGCCACGGUCGCCGUGGCCAUUGUGUCGAGCGAGAAUGUCGAAUUAUAUUCGGACAAGUACGAUUACGUUAACGCUGAUGAUAUUUUAGCCAACGAUCGACUACGCGAUCAGUACUUUAACUGUUUCAUUGGGGCUGGACCCUGCUUGACUCCUGAUGCGAAAUUGUUCGGAGGAAAUUUUCCCGAAUCACUCGUAACGCAGUGUAAGAGAUGCACCGAGAAACAAAAGAUCUUGUUCGAUAAAGUGGUUCUAUGGUACACAGAAAAUCGUCCGGAGGAGUGGAAAAAGGCGGUUGCGAUAUUCGUAGAAACUGCCAAAAAGAAGAAAAUCGUGAGCUAAAGAAUUGUUUUGAUAAGUUUCUAUGAUUUUACGUAUUAAUUCGUCUUCGAUCACAUGCAUAAGCGUUAAAAGUAAUAUUGUUGAAAUAUCAUACAUAGGGAGAUAUUAAAUAAUAUUAAAAAAUGUCUGUGUUCUUAACCUAUUUCCUAAAGUGAAAUCCAUGUGAUUAAGUUUCUAAUUGAUUUAAUGAAAUAAUCUUGACGAUAAUUAAUGGUCAUGAAUCGUAUAAUGAAAAACAAUACUUUAUAAUAUUAUAGAAAUGGCAA
Cephus cinctus (wheat stem sawfly) is the source of this 857-nucleotide messenger RNA. Its product is annotated as ejaculatory bulb-specific protein 3. The transcript has 2 exons. The record is from RefSeq and is a predicted model, not a curated record. Bases 16 to 591 code for a protein of 191 amino acids. Lineage: Eukaryota; Metazoa; Arthropoda; Insecta; Hymenoptera; Cephidae.